This is a messenger RNA of Pan troglodytes (chimpanzee), 3417 nucleotides long. It is a transcript of the gene TRPC3, whose product is annotated as transient receptor potential cation channel subfamily C member 3. Gene Ontology annotation, molecular function: inositol 1,4,5 trisphosphate binding; protein binding; store-operated calcium channel activity. The coding region runs from base 408 to 3221 and encodes 937 amino acids. Lineage: Eukaryota; Metazoa; Chordata; Mammalia; Primates; Hominidae. The transcript has 13 exons. Gene Ontology annotation, cellular component: cation channel complex; plasma membrane. The record is from RefSeq and is a predicted model, not a curated record. Gene Ontology annotation, biological process: single fertilization; calcium ion transmembrane transport; regulation of cytosolic calcium ion concentration.
CCUCCCGCCCUCCCUCUCCUUCUCCCUGAGUAACGAUGCUGUCCUAGCAAGUGAUGCUGUCGGAGACAGGAGACGGGCGCCGAGGAGGCAUCGCCGCCGCCGCGGGGCUGGAGAGCCUCUCCCAGCACCAGAGCCCCGCUCGGCCCCGGGCUUCCUCGUCGCAGCCACGGCCGCGGCAGCUGCUCCCACGGUUUGAUGGUGGGCGGCGGCAGCUCGGCUUCGGCGCUAGCCUCUAACUGCUGGAUCGCGGGCCGCGACGCUCUCCGCUCCUGCCUUCCCGCCCUGGGCCGCCCGGGGCCCCGGAAGCCGCGGGAGGUGGUGAAGGGGCGCCGCGGGAAGACUGCACUGCCGCGAAGGCGGAGGAGGCCGGCAGCCGGCACCCCCACACUCGGACCGCAGCCGGCGCGAUGUCCACCAAGGUCAGGAAGUGCAAGGAACAAGCAAGGGUGACCUUCCCCGCGCCGGAGGAGGAGGAAGACGAGGGCGAGGACGAGGGCGCGGAGCCGCAGCGCCGCCGCCGGGGCUGGAGGGGCGUCAACGGGGGGCUGGAGACGCGCUCGGCGCCCUCGCAGCGGGAGCCGCACGGCUACUGCCCGCCGCCCUUCUCCCACGGGCCGGACCUGUCCAUGGAGGGAAGCCCAUCCCUGAGACGCAUGACAGUGAUGCGGGAGAAGGGCCGGCGCCAGGCUGUCAGGGGCCCGGCCUUCAUGUUCAAUGACCGCGGCACCAGCCUCACCGCCGAGGAGGAGCGCUUCCUCGACGCCGCCGAGUACGGCAACAUCCCAGUGGUGCGCAAGAUGCUGGAGGAGUCCAAGACGCUGAACGUCAACUGCGUGGACUACAUGGGCCAGAACGCGCUGCAGCUGGCUGUGGGCAACGAGCACCUGGAGGUGACCGAGCUGCUGCUCAAGAAGGAGAACCUGGCGCGCAUUGGCGACGCCCUGCUGCUCGCCAUCAGCAAGGGCUACGUGCGCAUCGUAGAGGCCAUCCUCAACCACCCUGGCUUCGCGGCCAGCAAGCGUCUCACUCUGAGCCCCUGUGAGCAGGAGCUGCAGGACGACGACUUCUACGCUUACGACGAGGACGGCACGCGCUUCUCGCCGGACAUCACCCCCAUCAUCCUGGCGGCGCACUGCCAGAAAUACGAAGUGGUGCACAUGCUGCUGAUGAAGGGUGCCAGGAUCGAGCGGCCGCACGACUAUUUCUGCAAGUGCGGGGACUGCAUGGAGAAGCAGAGGCACGACUCCUUCAGCCACUCACGCUCGAGGAUCAAUGCCUACAAGGGGCUGGCCAGCCCGGCUUACCUCUCAUUGUCCAGCGAGGACCCGGUGCUUACGGCCCUAGAGCUCAGCAACGAGCUGGCCAAGCUGGCCAACAUAGAGAAGGAGUUCAAGAAUGACUAUCGGAAGCUCUCCAUGCAAUGCAAAGACUUUGUAGUGGGUGUGCUGGAUCUCUGCCGAGACUCAGAAGAGGUAGAAGCCAUUCUGAAUGGAGAUCUGGAAUCAGCAGAGCCUCUGGAGGUACACAGGCACAAAGCUUCAUUAAGUCGUGUCAAACUUGCCAUUAAGUAUGAAGUCAAAAAGUUUGUGGCUCAUCCCAACUGCCAGCAGCAGCUCUUGACGAUCUGGUAUGAGAACCUCUCAGGCCUAAGGGAGCAGACCAUAGCUAUCAAGUGUCUCGUUGUGCUGGUCGUGGCCCUGGGCCUUCCAUUCCUGGCCAUUGGUUACUGGAUCGCACCUUGCAGCAGGCUGGGGAAAAUCCUGCGAAGCCCUUUUAUGAAGUUUGUAGCACAUGCAGCUUCUUUCAUCAUCUUCCUGGGUCUGCUUGUGUUCAAUGCCUCAGACAGGUUCGAAGGCAUCACCACGCUGCCCAAUAUCACAGUUAUUGACUAUCCCAAACAGAUCUUCAGGGUGAAAACCACCCAGUUUACAUGGACUGAAAUGCUAAUUAUGGUCUGGGUUCUUGGAAUGAUGUGGUCUGAAUGUAAAGAGCUCUGGCUGGAAGGACCUAGGGAAUACAUUUUGCAGUUGUGGAAUGUGCUCGACUUUGGGAUGCUGUCCAUCUUCAUUGCUGCUUUCACAGCCAGAUUCCUAGCUUUCCUUCAGGCAACGAAGGCACAACAGUAUGUGGACAGUUACGUCCAAGAGAGUGACCUCAGUGAAGUGACACUCCCACCAGAGAUACAGUAUUUCACUUAUGCUAGAGAUAAAUGGCUCCCUUCUGACCCGCAGAUUAUAUCUGAAGGCCUUUAUGCCAUAGCUGUUGUGCUCAGCUUCUCUCGGAUUGCGUACAUCCUCCCUGCAAAUGAGAGCUUUGGCCCCCUGCAGAUCUCUCUUGGAAGGACUGUAAAGGACAUAUUCAAGUUCAUGGUCCUCUUUAUUAUGGUGUUUUUUGCCUUUAUGAUUGGCAUGUUCAUACUUUAUUCUUACUACCUUGGGGCUAAAGUAAAUGCUGCUUUUACCACUGUAGAAGAAAGUUUCAAGACUUUAUUUUGGUCAAUAUUUGGGUUGUCUGAAGUGACUUCCGUUGUGCUCAAAUAUGAUCACAAAUUCAUAGAAAAUAUUGGAUACGUUCUUUAUGGAAUAUACAAUGUAACUAUGGUGGUCGUUUUACUCAACAUGCUAAUUGCUAUGAUUAAUAGCUCAUAUCAAGAAAUUGAGGAUGACAGUGAUGUAGAAUGGAAGUUUGCUCGUUCAAAACUUUGGUUAUCCUAUUUUGAUGAUGGAAAAACAUUACCUCCACCUUUCAGUCUAGUUCCUAGUCCAAAAUCAUUUGUUUAUUUCAUCAUGCGAAUCGUUAACUUUCCCAAAUGCAGAAGGAGAAGGCUUCAGAAGGAUAUAGAAAUGGGAAUGGGUAACUCAAAGUCCAGGUUUACAAAGUGCUUUCCUGUACAUUUGAACCUCAUGCAACGCUGUGAGUUAAACCUCUUCACUCAGUCUAACUCAAGAGUUUUUGAAUCACACAGUUUUAACAGCAUUCUCAAUCAGCCAACACGUUAUCAGCAGAUAAUGAAAAGACUUAUAAAGCGGUAUGUUUUGAAAGCACAAGUAGACAAAGAAAAUGAUGAAGUUAAUGAAGGUGAAUUAAAAGAAAUCAAGCAAGAUAUCUCCAGCCUUCGUUAUGAACUUUUGGAAGACAAGAGCCAAGCAACUGAGGAAUUAGCCAUUCUAAUUCAUAAACUUAGUGAGAAACUGAAUCCCAGCAUGCUGAGAUGUGAAUGAUGCAGCAACCUGGAUUUGGCUUUGACUAUAGCACAAAUGUGGGCAAUAAUAUUUCUAAGUAUGAAAUACUUGAAAAACUAUGAUGUAAAUUUUUAGUAUUAACUACCUUUAUCAUGUGAAUCUUUAAAAGUUAGCUCUUAAUGGUUUUAUUGUUUUAUCACAUUAAAAUGCAUUUUAUUUGUCUGCUUUGACAUUA